Molecule: messenger RNA, 3182 nt
Organism: Pungitius pungitius (ninespine stickleback)
Lineage: Eukaryota; Metazoa; Chordata; Actinopteri; Perciformes; Gasterosteidae
Gene: lrwd1
Product: leucine-rich repeats and WD repeat domain containing 1
Exons: 16
Coding region: 114-2378 (754 amino acids)
Biological process (GO): chromatin organization; establishment of protein localization to chromatin
Cellular component (GO): nuclear origin of replication recognition complex
Molecular function (GO): protein binding; chromatin binding
Source: RefSeq, a predicted model, not a curated record
UAUUGGGCUACAUUGAGCCUUCCAGGCUCUGCUCGGGGAAAAUAAACAAUGACGUAGAACCAACGUAAGCCCCGCCCACCGGAAGUACAUAGCUUUUCCCCGGGAAAGCUCAUAUGCUUCAAGACAAGUUGAUGAACUGUCUAAAAGCAAUGGAGAAAAUAACAGAGAAGCUGUUACUGGAGAAAGGCUCUCCAAAAAGCAACAAACUGGAGCAGAUCAAGACACUGAAUUUAUCCGGCCUGGGACUGAAGCCCCAGGACCUGCCUGUGCGGCUGCUGUCCCGCCUGCGGUCCCUGGAGCGCUGGGAUCUCUCUGGGAACUCCCUGCAGGCGUUUCCGAAGUCGCUGGAGCUGCCGGCGCUUUGCUACCUGGACCUCAGCGACAACCAGAUGGAGGAUGUUACCACGCUGGAGCCUCUCAGCAGUCUGCAGGAGCUCAAGAUGGAGGACAAUCUUUAUAUCACUGUUAGUGAUAAUUACAAGUUGAUGGUGUUGUUGCCCAAACUGAGGAUUUACAACGGUAAAGAUGUCAGCACCUCGGCCAACCACUUGCGCUUUGUCUACAGUGAGAACCUGAGGACCAGGAUUAUUGCAGUGUGGGAGAAGAGCUUCUCUCUCCCGGAUCCCAUCACGGCGGAGAAAUUGUCCGCCUUGGAGAAAAGCUUUGUCAGUACCGCCCGUCAGCAGGUUAAAUAUGGACCCAGUUCAGUCAGCGACUUCACCAAAUGGAGGGUGGAGAUUAUUGCUAAGGAGUAUCUGCGCUCUCUGACCGAACCAAAGGAAGAGCCGGAGUGCAAAGCCUCCACGGACACUAAAGAGAGCAGUACGGUCUCGACGCCUACAAAGAGGAAACAAAACCCAUCCGUUGACACCAACAUACGCCUGACGCCUCGCAAGAAACUGCGCUCCGACCUCCCGGCCUCCCCAGCCGGAGCCAGUCCCUGCAAGUCGGCCCUGAGCCGCAAACUGCAGACGCUGAGCCAGAGCCCCGCCGUCAGGGUGAGCCCCCGCAAGUUAAAUCAGCCUCCCGCCACGCCGCCCGGGGCUCAGACAGGGGCGCAGGCGCCGAGGAGAGGGCCUAAAGUGCGACAGGCCAAGGAGGACGCCGGGGCUCAGACAAAACUGAAGAACGGAGCGGAGCCGCGGAGGGACGCUGACUGGCUGUCCUCGAUGAAGAGCUGCAGCAAGACACCGCCGGUGCGCCUGAAGCCUCUCCACGUCCUCCAGUGCCACAGCAAACAGGACAGCUCGGAGGACUUCUCCACCCAGCUGUGGGCCUGCGCCUUCCAGCCGCUGCCAGACACCACGGGUGCUGGGGGAGGGAGCCGUUUGGUUGCUACCUGUGGCGGAGACUCUCUCUGUGUGAUUGACUGCGAAACCGGUAUAGUGAUGAAGAAGUACAAAGUUCCUGGAGAGGAGUUCUUCUCCCUCUCCUGGUCCACCGUGCUGAUGUCCAGAGGGGGCGGGGCCUCGGCUGCUCGACACUGCAGCGUCCUGGCGGCCGGUGGGAAGAGGGGGCUGGUCAAACUGAUCCACCCCAGAAACAACGUGGCCUACGGGGAGUUCAGGGCCAGCCGCAAGGCGCUGUCGGUCCUCCGAUUCAACCACCACCAGGGGAACUUCCUGUUCACUGGCUCAUACGAUAACAAGAUCGUGUUGUGGGACAUCGGAGGAGUGGACAGCCAGUACAACUACAAAGUUGUACAGCUGCUGGUGUUGGACAUCAGCACCACCCCUCUGCACAUCUGCCUCCCCCCCGCUUCCCCCAGCUCCCACCUCCUGACGGCCUGCGAGGACGGCCUGCUCUGCUACGACACGCGGCUCGGCAGCAGCAACAGCACCACAAAAAGGACCAAAGAGAUGGAGAUAACGUUCCCCAUCUAUAAGAAAGAAGACAAAGACCAUGACUACCACACCAUUGACGGCCUUAGUUUUCUUACGGAUGACAUAGUGGCCUCCAAGAACUACAUGCAUUGCUCCAUUUAUUUGUGGAGCUGGGGCGGGACCAAGGCCCAGCGGCCCGACAAGAAGGACCGGAGCGUUUGUGCUGUGGUUCUGGCUGAGCUGCAGUGGGCCAACACUGAGAUUCCCUACCUGGCUCUCAACACCUGCCCAGGCCAAGCCUACGUAGUGUGUGGUGAUGACAAAGGCAGGCUAUGGACAUACAACAUAUCCAAGCUGCAGAAAAGCAGUCUCCACACAGGGAAACCCAUUCUCCCUACUGAGAUGUUGGAGUGGCCGACCCCGGUGAGGAAGAACCACGGCCAGGUGGAGGGCCCCUCCAUCAACAGCGUAGCAAUGGACCCUGAGCUCCACUUCCUGGUGGCCCUAAGUGACAGAAACAUGGUGAUCGUGUGGAAGAGGGAGGAGUCCGUCUGAGCAACACGCGCUGCUAAUGUCCGUCUGCUAGUCCUGAGUGGAGGUCGGGGUUUUUGAUGCAAGUUAGGGUCAUUUCGAUUCUAUUAAAUUAAUCGUUCAGUCAUUAUUCCCAAAUGAGGAGACACCCAUGGUGAUUGAGGGUACAGUGUUACAAAGUGGCUGUGGUAAAAUUCCCAGGAAUUCCCUGUUUGGAUCCGGGAAGUUUGAUUCCAAAACUUUCCUGCAGUCCUCCAGAUAAUCUCCAGGAAAAAAAAGAACAAAAUGUGAAUCUUUAAGAGAUUCACAAAUUGUAGUAAAUGAUCCAAUAUGAUGCCUCCCUGGAAAUGCAUUGGCCAAAGUAACUGGAAACAGAAGAUAUAUCUUUUAGAUUUAAAGUUAAAUUGCUCAACUUAAAUAAUUGCAUCAAAUGAUUUAAUUAAUUUUGCACCCAAGAACAAACACAUAAUGAACACAGGUUUUGACACAAGUGGAAUUUGUUUUCUGUGCAUACAUUUAUUUUCUUCAAAUGUACAUAUUGAAUGAGCCUCGCCUAUACUUUUAAGGUCAGUCUUUGGACCUUGCUGUUAUGUAAUGACCUGAUAACAUGACGGAAUGCAAACACACCUCACUAAAAGGUCAACACUGGGGUGAGGAGUAGAGGCAGAGUAGAUAUGCAGCCUGGAUACUGAUCGCUAAGAUAGUGAAUACAGCUAAAUGUUUUCUUUCUCCCUGUCUCAUCCAGUAGUGCUGAACAGACUGUAUGUUUCUGGGUGCAACUCAACACGUUUUUAUUUGUUGAAGUUGUGCCAAUAUAUUGAUUUAAUA